AUGUGGUUGUCAGAAGAACCGAACCAUGCAGCGGCAAGGAACAAGUUGAAACAGAUGGAGAAGAAAUGCUUGGAUGAUAAGAAACGCUUUCUCGCUGAAUCAAAGGCCAUAUUCGAUCGGGAAGCAUACUUGAUGGAGCAACUUCAACGUGCAGAGAACCGAAUGGCCAAAGACGGUGUCGAUGCUAGUCUAGAUUUGAUAAAUGUAUUGGAGAAUAGCCUAGAUAUACAUUGGUAUAAGAUUCGACAGAAUUGGCGUGAGCUUUCGGACUUGUUGGAUCGAUACACCGAUUGA
Molecule: messenger RNA, 294 nt
Organism: Penicillium hordei
Lineage: Eukaryota; Fungi; Ascomycota; Eurotiomycetes; Eurotiales; Aspergillaceae
Exons: 1
Coding region: 1-294 (97 amino acids)
Source: RefSeq, a predicted model, not a curated record